AUGAGCGCCUCCGCGGCGGUCGCCCGCCGCUCCAUAGCCAUGAACCCGUUCAUGGCAAGCGGCCGUGCACUCCCUCGAUCGGUCCUCAGAGCCUCCCAGGCGCACCUCGGAAGACACUCCCGCAACCUCGCUCUGCAGAACUCGGCCAUCGCCCUAUUCAUUCCCCUGCGAAGCCUGUCCACCGAGACCCACGCCGGCAGGGGCAUCCCCUCAGGCCCGCCACCCGGAUUCGACCCCAAGAAGGCUAAGAACCCUCUUCCACGGGCCGACAACCAGACUCCGACAGCCAAGGGAGAGGCCAAGGCCAAGGCUUCAGAUGCCGCAGAGACGCAAAGAAAGGGCGUCCCCACCGUGAGCGUAAAGGGAGCCGCCGCCGAGACCACGUCACUUUCCAAGCUAGCGACCGAAAAGUCCCUGGAGAUGGAGAAGAAGGACGAGCCCAAAAAGGAGGAGAAGAAGCUGUCGCUGGGCCAAAAGAUCAAGAAGGAGGUGAUGCACUACUGGGACGGCACCAAGCUGCUGGCGACCGAGGUCAAGAUCAGCAGCCGCCUGGCCUUCAAGAUGGCGGCCGGGUACGAGCUCACACGCCGCGAGAGCCGGCAGCUGCAGCGCACAGUGCAGGACCUCGGGCGUCUGGUGCCCUUCUCCAUGUUCGUCAUCGUGCCCUUCGCCGAGCUGCUGCUGCCCGUGGCGCUCAAGCUGUUCCCCAACAUGCUGCCCAGUACAUAUGAGGGCCAGAAGUCGAAGGACAAGAAGGCGACCAUGUUGCGGGUCACGCGUGCCGAGGUUAGCGAGUUCCUGCGCCAGACGCUCAAGGAGACGGGCCUGCCCGUGACGGCGGCCACGGCGCAGCGCGAGGAGUUCGCAAACUUCUUCCGCAAGCUCCGGGCCACGGCCGAGAAGCCGACGGCCGAGGACGUCAUCAGGGUGUGCAAGAUCUUCCGCGACGACCUGACGCUCGACAACCUGUCGCGCCCGCAGCUGGUGUCCAUGUGCCGGUACCUGAACCUCAACACGUUUGGCACCGACAUGAUGCUCCGCUACCAGAUCCGCCACCGCAUGCGCCAGAUCAAGCGCGACGACCGGUCCAUCUCGUUCGAGGGCGUCGACAGCCUGACCACGUCGGAGCUGCAGGUGGCGUGCGCCAGCCGCGGCAUCAAGACGUUUGGCGUGUCGCCGGCCCGCAUGCGCGAGGACCUGCAGACGUGGCUGGAUCUGCGGCUGCGCGACGGCGUCCCGUCGACGCUCCUGGUGCUGAGCAGCGCCUACUCGUACGCCCAGGCGGCCGCGGGCGAGGGCGAGGCCAGCGGCCAGAUCGACGCGCUGACGGGCGUGCUCUCGUCCAUCCCCGAGGAGCUCUACCACGAGAUCGAGCUGGAGGUGCACAACGCCGAGGGGGCGGCCACCAACAAGCAGCGGCUCGAGGUGCUCAAGGAGCAGCAGGAGCUGAUCGAGGAGGAGAACGAGCAGAACCAGGAGAACGCCGAGACGGGCCUGGCCACCCCGCGCGACGUCGAGAACAUUGACGAGAAGGAGGAGCGCGAGAUGGAGGCCGCCAGGCAGGCCGCCACCAAGACCCUGGACGGUGUCGAGAAGGCCCAGGUCGGCGACAUGGUCGAGGCUGAGAAGGCGCCCGAGGUCAAGAAGAGCGACAACUAA
Molecule: messenger RNA, 1659 nt
Organism: Gaeumannomyces tritici R3-111a-1
Lineage: Eukaryota; Fungi; Ascomycota; Sordariomycetes; Magnaporthales; Magnaporthaceae
Product: mitochondrial distribution and morphology protein 38
Exons: 2
Coding region: 1-1659 (552 amino acids)
Biological process (GO): intracellular monoatomic cation homeostasis
Cellular component (GO): mitochondrial inner membrane
Molecular function (GO): ribosome binding
Source: RefSeq, a predicted model, not a curated record